Nanorana parkeri is the source of this 2147-nucleotide messenger RNA. Its product is annotated as tripartite motif-containing protein 3-like. Lineage: Eukaryota; Metazoa; Chordata; Amphibia; Anura; Dicroglossidae. The annotation marks the transcript as partial. Gene Ontology annotation, biological process: protein polyubiquitination; proteasome-mediated ubiquitin-dependent protein catabolic process; negative regulation of translation. Gene Ontology annotation, molecular function: protein binding; ubiquitin protein ligase activity; zinc ion binding. The transcript has 11 exons. The record is from RefSeq and is a predicted model, not a curated record.
UCUCUACAAUGGCAGCCGGGGAGGCCUGAGCGCAGGAGACUUACCGUUAUUGAACAGGUCCCAGUAUAAGUCCGGUCAUGGCGAGUCCAGUGGUGCGUCAGAUUGACAAGCAGUUCCUCGUCUGCAGUAUUUGCCUGGAGCGCUAUCACAUUCCCAAGGUCCUGCCGUGUCUGCACACCUUCUGUGAGAGGUGCCUGCAGAGCUACAUCCCGCCGCAAAGCCUCACCCUUUCCUGCCCAGUAUGCCGCCAGACUUCCAUCCUUCCGGAGCGUGGGGUGUCCGCCUUGCAGAACAACUUCUUCAUCACCAACCUCAUGGAGGUUCUGCAGCGGAGCCCGGAGAGCGGCCGCCAGGAGCAGAGCGUGUUGCCGGGGGAGGGACACCCCUCCGGUACUUCGCUGUCUUGCCCCAACCAUCAGGGCAAGACCAUGGAGUAUUACUGCGGACCCUGCGAGACCGCCAUGUGCGCGGAGUGCACGGAGGGGGAACACCGGGAGCACUGCACCGUUCCAUUGAAAGAUGUUCUGGAGCAGCACAAAGCAUCACUCCGCAGCCAGCUGGACAACAUCAAGGGCAGAAUCCCUCAGCUGACCUCCGCCAUCGACCUUGUGUCUGACAUCAGCCGGCAGCUGAGCGAGCGGAAGAAUGCCGCUGUCAACGAGAUCUGUACGACGUUUGACGAGCUAGAGCGAGCUCUGCAGAACAGGAAGAACACUCUCUUGCAAGACCUGGAGGCCAUCUCUAUCACCAAGCAGAAGGUCCUCCAGGCACAACUCUCAGCAUUGAGACAAGGCCUAGACAACAUGGAGAGCAGCAUGCGUUUUACGGAACAGGCUCUUGGCCACGGCUCCGAGACGGAAGUGCUCUUGGUGAGGAAGCAGAUGAGCGAGCGAUUAAACGAGUUGGCUUCCCGUGACUUCCCUUUGCACCCUCAGCAGAACCCACAGCUUGAGUUCCGGGUGGAAACCGAUGGCCUUCGCCGUUCCCUCCAGAAUUUGGGGGCUCUUCUUACCACCAGCGCUGUGGCUCAUUUCUCCGUUGCUACAGGGGAAGGUCUGCGCCAAGCCUUGGUGGGACAACAGACUUCUGUCACGGUCACCACUAAAGACAAGGAGGGAGAGUUGGUCCGAAGUGGUAAUGCCAUUCUACAGGCCCAGCUGACUAGUCCGGAUGGAGCAAACCAUGAUGGGGAGGUCACUGACAAUAAGAACGGGACUUAUGAGGUGGUCUACACGCCACGUCACGAAGGAGAGCAUCAGCUGUCGUUGCGACUUUACGGCCAACCGCUACGUGGGAGCCCAUUUAGGGUGAGAGCUGUCAAACCUGGGGAUGUACCGGCCUCACCGGAAGAUGUCAAGCGCAGGGUUAAGUCGCCCAGCGGAGGGCACAUACGACAGAAGGCCGUGAGGAGGCCAUCGAGUAUGUAUAGCACCAACAAGAAAAAGGAGAACCCCAUCGAAGAUGAGAUGAUCCUGCGUGUUGGAUCCCGUGGUCGAGAGAAGGGUGAAUUCUCCAACCUGCAGGGCAUCUGUGCCUCCAGUAACAAUCGGAUUGUGGUGGCAGACAGUAAUAAUCAAUGCAUUCAGGUGUUCUCCAAUGAGGGCCAGUUUAAGUUGCGUUUUGGGGUUCGGGGACGGUCCCCAGGGCAGUUGCAGCGUCCAACAGGUGUGGCUGUGGACACAAAUGGCGAUAUUGUUGUGGCAGAUUAUGACAAUCGCUGGGUCAGCAUAUUUUCUCCAGAGGGGAAGUUCAAGAACAAGAUUGGUGUGGGUCGUCUGAUGGGUCCCAAAGGAGUUGCCGUAGAUCGGAAUGGUCAUCUGAUCGUAGUGGACAACAAAUCCUGCUGCAUCUUCAUCUUCCAGUCCAAUGGAAAAUUAGUGGGGAAGUUUGGAGGCCGCAGCCCAGGAGACAAGCAGCAGUCUGGAACGCUGGACGGGCCACAUUUUGUGGCGGUGAACAACAAGAAUGAGAUUGUGGUGACGGAUUUCCACAACCAUUCUGUGAAGGUUUACAGUGCUGAAGGAGAGUUCCUCCAUAAGUUUGGCUCGCACGGUGAGGGAAAUGGUCAGUUUAACGCUCCCACCGGCAUCGCUGUGGAUUCUAAUGGGAACAUAAUUGUGGCAGACUGGGGCAACAGCCGGAUUCAG